This is a messenger RNA of Girardinichthys multiradiatus, 2280 nucleotides long. Its product is annotated as zinc finger protein OZF-like. Lineage: Eukaryota; Metazoa; Chordata; Actinopteri; Cyprinodontiformes; Goodeidae. Bases 545 to 1951 code for a protein of 468 amino acids. Gene Ontology annotation, cellular component: nucleus. The record is from RefSeq and is a predicted model, not a curated record. The transcript is spliced from 3 exons.
CUAAAUAAAAGCAUGUGGCUGAGCUCAAAUAUCAGCAGAACCUGUUCAAUGCUGAGAUCAGAGGACAUUAGUGAGUUAAAAUACAUUUGAAACAUUUAAGAUGCGUUUCUAAAAAAGUAUUGAACAAGAUCAGCUGAUCAUACAUUUUGCUACUUUUAUUUUAGUACUAUGAUUGGUGCCCUGUGUAGGCGGGAUUUCCGGGUCUUUCGGCCUGCAGGUCUCAUGAAUCCCUAGUGCGCAGACUCCAUCUCAUCAGCACAGUCAGAACCUCGUCCGUCUGUUUUGUUCGGUUCUGGAAGCGUUAAUAAAGCUGAAAGAGAGGAACAUCGGUGGCUGGUGGACUCUGGAAGAAGUCCGGCGGUUCGCAGCUGAGUUGAGAGUUUGGAGAAAGAAAAGCUACCAGAAAUGUGGAGACAGCAGGUCCAGCAGCCUCAGGAUGCAGCAGAGCGGAGACACAGAAACAUGGAUCCUGUUCUCAGUCCUGAUUCCCCAGCGCACACGUUAGGUAAACCACACGAGAAUGGCUUAAAGGAACUGCUGAACCAUGUUGCAAACAAAGCACCAGAAAGAUGUUCAGAAGAGCCUUUUGGUUAAAGAAGAAGCUCCUGCAGAACAGAGUCUUGGUGUGGACCAGCAGGACCCAGAGCUUCUUCACUUCAAGAAGGAACAGGAGGAAAUCUGGAGCCUGGAGGAAGAGCAGCUCAAUGUGAAGGAGGAGACGGAUCCCACCAGGUUUCCACUGACCAUAGUUCUUGUGAAGAAAGAGGAUGAGGAAGAUAAACCUCUGUUCUCACAACUUCAUGAACACCAAACAGAAGAUGGAUAUCUUCCAAAUAGCAGCUCAGCUGAGCAGAUGAAAGCAGAAACUGAUGAAGAGGACUGUAGAAGAGCAGAGUCCAGCAGGAACCCAGAUCUAAAUACUCACAGAGACACUUCUAACUCGUCAGAAACUGAUGUCAGUGAUGAUGAAGAGGAGGAUGAUGUGAACCUUCCGGACUCUCAGCUGAAACAGCUUUCAGAUUCUGGGUCUGAAACUGAGGACAGUGAGAAUGACUGGAAGGAGAGCAGAGCUGCCGAGUCAGGAGGACAUGCUGUCACCAAGUCUUUGGGCUGCUCUGAGUGUGGUCAACAGUUUAACAGGUGCUCCCAACAGAGACACGUCAUGGCAUGUCACUCAACAGCAAGGUCUGUCGGCUGUUUGCUUAACAAGAAAAGUGUUAGAGAAAAGAAAAAUCUUGAGUCGCUGAGGAAAGUCCAAACAAGUGUUAAAUGUUUUACCUGUGAUGACUGUGGAAAAAGCUUUAACUGGAAAAAUAAUAUAAAUGUUCACAUGAGAAUCCACUCAGGUGAGAAACCGUUCAGUUGUGAUGUUUGUGGCCGAAGAUUCAGCCAGAAGUCACAUUUAAACAUUCACACCAGAAUUCACACAGGAGAGAAACCGUUUGGUUGUGAUGUUUGUGAACAAAGAUUUAGUGAUAAGUCCCAUUUAAACAAACACGUAAGAAUCCACACAGGAGACAAACCUUUAGGUUGUGAUGUCUGUGGGCAAAGGUUUGGGGAAAAGACAAGUUUGAACAGACACAUGAGAAUCCACACAGGUGAUAAACCGUUUGGUUGUGAUGUUUGUGGACAAAGGUUCAGUGAUAAGUCAACCCUAAAAAAACAUGCUAGGAUCCACACAGGAGAAAAGCCUUUUAGUUGUUAUGCUUGCGGGAAGAAAUUUAGCCUGAAAGGAAGUUUAAAAACACACUUGAGAAUCCACACGGGAGAAAAACCCUUCGGUUGUGAUGUUUGUGGGCAGACGUUUCGCCAACUGUCUAAUUUAAACGCACACACCAGAAUUCACACAGGAGAGAAACCAUUUGGCUGCGCUGUUUGUGGAGAAACAUUUACCCAAACGUCACAUUUUAACAGACAUAUGAGAAUCCACACAGGAGGGGAAAAUGCUUAGAGGAGAAUAUUAAAGCAACUGUUUAAGUAACACAGAAGAGUUCCAACCUAAAUUACAGGUUUUUUGUAAAUGUUUUACUUUACACUGUUUAAAAUGUAUAUUCCUCAUGUGAUAAGCUCUGUGUUUUAAUUCAGUUUAUUUAUGAUGCACCAAAUCCAAGCAAAUGUUAUCUUAAGACACUUUACAAAAAAAUGAUUUCAAGCAGGUUGGUCCAGGUUUCCAUCUGAAAGACUGUAUAAACAGGCUUCAAAUCAUUAAAAAUGGUUCAGUUUUAUUGUGGUGUUUUUUAUUCUAAUAAGUAAAUUUUCAAUAAAGCGAUUGAAGCUUAA